AUGGAAAAAGCCAAUAGGACAAGCCUCGCGGAAGGCUUCAUUCUCCUUGGGCUCUCAACUCAUCCAAGACUAGAAAAAAUGUUCUUUGUGCUCAUCCUGCUGAUGUACCUGGUGAUCCUGCUGGGCAACGGGGUCCUCAUCCUGGUCACCAUCUUUGACUUCCGCCUGCACACACCCAUGUACUUCUUCCUGGGGAACCUCUCCUUCCUGGACAUCUGCUACACCACCUCCUCUGUGCCCCUUGUACUCGACAGCUUCCUCACCCCCAGGAAAGCCAUCUCCUUCUCAGCCUGUGCUGUGCAGAUGCUACUUUCCUUCGCCAUGGCAGGGACAGAGUGUGUGCUCCUGGGCAUGAUGGCGUUUGAUCGCUAUGUGGCCAUCUGCAACCCCCUCAGGUACCCUGUGAUCAUGAGUAAGGCUGUGUAUGUGCCCAUGGCUGCCAGCUCCUGGGCUAUUGGUGGUGCAGCUUCUGUGGUGCACACUUCCUUAACCAUUAGGCUGCCCUUCUGUGGGGACAAUGUCAUCAACCACUUCACCUGUGAGAUCCUGGCUGUCCUGAAGUUGGCCUGUGCUGACAUCACCAUCAAUGUCAUCAGUAUGGUUGUGGCCAAUGUCAUAUUCCUCGCAGUCCCAGUGCUGUUCAUUUUUGUCUCCUAUGUGUUCAUCAUUGCCACUAUCCUGAAGAUCCCUUCAGCUGAGGGCAGGAAAAAGGCCUUUUCCACCUGCUCUGCCCACCUCACUGUGGUGGUCAUCUUCUAUGGCACCUUAUUUUUCAUGUAUGCGAAGCCCAAGUCUAAGGACUCGCUAGAGGAAGGCAAGGAGGACAUUUCAGACAAACUCACCUCCCUCUUCUAUGGGGUGGUCACCCCCAUGCUCAACCCCAUCAUCUACAGCCUCAGAAACAAGGAUGUGAAGGCUGCCGUGAGGAAUCUGGUUUUUCAGAAACACUUCCUCAAGUGAUAGUGGAAAGAACUCAGUGUCUCUGACCUCUGACUAC
Messenger RNA from Erinaceus europaeus (western European hedgehog), 997 nucleotides. RefSeq names its product olfactory receptor 2S2-like. The transcript has a single exon. Gene Ontology annotation, biological process: G protein-coupled receptor signaling pathway. NCBI's taxonomy places the organism in Eukaryota, Metazoa, Chordata, Mammalia, Eulipotyphla, Erinaceidae. Gene Ontology annotation, molecular function: olfactory receptor activity; G protein-coupled receptor activity. The record is from RefSeq and is a predicted model, not a curated record. Gene Ontology annotation, cellular component: membrane. The coding region runs from base 1 to 960 and encodes 319 amino acids.